AUGAUCGAGACUUGGGGCCCCGACCGCCUCCUGCUGGCAGGGCGGGCCCUCGAGCAUGGCAUGAUGAAAACACACUCCAGUCUAGGCCAGGAGCACCAGCAGCAGCAGCAACAGCAGGUGGUUGAAAGACACGACGGACUCUCAGCACCACCACCACCUCAAAGGGCACCAGAGCGCAAUGGCAGCAGCAGUCCCCAGCGGCACCACUCACCGAGACGCGAUCUCCAGCCUGCAAGAGGCUGUCUGAGGAAAAGAAAGGACGCGACUGUACCAAACCACCACCAACAUCACCAGCAGACAGGAGGGGGCGUGAGAAGCCCCACGAAGCAAGUCGGGUUCAGCACAUGGGCCCCACAAUGCCUCGUCACCGGUCAGGCCUACGAGCGCCACCACCACCAGCCACCGGACGGAAAGGCGUGGCGGCGCGCGCAGGCGGUGAAGAUGCGCGAGGGCAGGAUGCGACAGGCCGUGCUGGGGGCGGAGGAGUACCGGCCGUACGUGAAGGAGGAGGAGGUGGACCGCUGGGCCGACAGGGGCUGGGCGCCGAUGGGUCUUGUGGAGGACACGCCCAUGGGGGGCAUGUCGCUGGAGAUGGACCUGGCGGCGGCGCAGUGGCACGCUCGGCAGGUGGAGUUUGACCAGAGGCUGGCGGAGAAUCAUGAGCUGGCGCAGAGGAACAGGGAGGAUGUGCAGCGGGAGACCAGGAGGAUGUUCGGUGCUGGCGCCAUGGGGACGAGGGAGUUUGUGCACUAUCGGCUUAGACACAUGAAUGGGAAUCCUCAAUAA
Molecule: messenger RNA, 786 nt
Organism: Cryphonectria parasitica EP155
Lineage: Eukaryota; Fungi; Ascomycota; Sordariomycetes; Diaporthales; Cryphonectriaceae
Exons: 1
Coding region: 1-786 (261 amino acids)
Source: RefSeq, a predicted model, not a curated record